Pseudogymnoascus verrucosus is the source of this 5086-nucleotide messenger RNA. RefSeq lists its product as uncharacterized. Gene Ontology annotation, molecular function: hydrolase activity, hydrolyzing O-glycosyl compounds; chitin binding. Lineage: Eukaryota; Fungi; Ascomycota; Leotiomycetes; Thelebolales; Thelebolaceae. The record is from RefSeq and is a predicted model, not a curated record. Bases 1 to 5043 code for a protein of 1680 amino acids. The transcript has 14 exons. Gene Ontology annotation, biological process: carbohydrate metabolic process.
AUGCUUGCUGCAGUGUCGCUGUUGGGUCUACUGAAGGAAUCUGCGGAUAUGGACCUUUCUGCAACACUACUACAACCGCUACUUGUGUUAGUAACUGCGAUGCAAAGGCCGAAUGCGGUAAAUAUGCAAAGAUACCUGGAGCGACAUGUCCUCUUUCUACCUGUUGUUCAGAAUGGGGUUUCUGGUAAGUCGUUGUCCAUCACUGAAAUUCAAGUAUUUUGCAUUGAGAGCUCUCGGGCGCUGCUCUUUGGACAGCGAUUGAGCCUGCAUGCUUUCCUCGGUACAACGACUGAAUUUUGCGCGGAUCUCUGCCAAAAUAACUGCUUUGAGCCUACUGAACCAUCCUGUACCUCAAAUGAUGUCCUGAAGAAAGUGAUAGGCUAUUACGAAAGUUGGUCGUCAGAUCGGGCAUGUGACGGCUGGGGACCAAGCGACAUCUCUGCCAACGGACUCACACAUGUUUUUUACUCAUUUGCCUUGUUCGAAGAAUAUGAUUCCGACUGGAACGUGUAUAUUCCAGCACUGGAUCAAGCUCAAACCGAGGCCGAAAUGCUCAAACCUUUUAUGGCUCUUAAACAGAAGAACCCUGGUCUAAGUACUGUUAUUUCAGUUGGUGGAUGGUCAUUCAAUGAUCCACCAACAGCAGGCUAUUGGUCUACGAUGUCGUCGACCGCUGCUGGUAGAAACUCUUUCGCUAAGAAUCUCCUUGCAUUUAUGGUACUCUAUGGUUUCGAUGGUGUCGAUUUGGACUGGGAAUACCCUGGGGCCUCUGAUCGUGGAGGAGACACGACGUUAUGGGUAGACAGCGAUAACUACAUAGCCCUCAUCAGGGAAAUUCGCAUGGUUUUCGAUGCUACGGGAACAGCAUACACGAUUUCAUUCACUACGCCUGCCAGCUACUGGUAUCUCCAGACAUUCCGGGUCAACGAAAUGCUCUCAGCCGGUGCUGAUUGGACCAUGAUGAUGACUUACGAUCUACACGGUGUUUGGGACGGCGAUGACCCAUAUAUCGGUAAAAUAAUCGGUUCUCAUACUAACUUGACAGAGAUCAAAGUUGGCCUAGACUUGCUCUGGCGAACUAAUGUAGAUCCUUCCCAGGUUCUCAUGGGCAUAGGAUUCUAUGGCCGUUCUUUUACUUUGAGUGACAUUGGCUGCCAAGAUCCCGGAUGUCCUUUCGAUUCAGCUGGUGUUCCAGGUGUAUGUACUGCCACUGCUGGAAUUCUUUCUUAUAAAGAAAUCACUGCGAUCGUCACUGCUGGAGAAGGUACACCCGUGUGGAAUGAAGAGGCAGCUGUCAAUUAUCUGACCUUUGCCGACAAUCAAUGGGUUUCAUACGACAAUAAUGUUACCUUUAAACAGAAGGUUGAUUACGCAAACCAAAUCUGUCUUGGAGGGGUCGGUAUCUGGGCUAUAGACUUGGAUACCUAUGACUGGCAGGCACUGAGUGCUUUGACAGGCAAGGAUAUAAAUGGCGGCUCCCUUCUAACCAGCGGUGGGGACCCUACCGAGCUUGCUUCAGCUUAUAACGCUUACACCGGAGCUGAUUGCUAUGUCUCUGGAUGCGUUGACUGGAACACAGGGUCGUGCAAGGCCGGGUACAGCGUGCUAGACUAUGUGCACUCUGGAUCCAUGGGUGUGAUCGAAGAUCCUGACAAGAAUUUGUGCCGCAGAGGUGAUGUGUCUGUUGAAGAGUCUACAGAUUCACAAUAUCGUUUGAUCUGUUGUCCGACAGAUGCGAUGCCAGUCAGCUGUUCAUGGGAAGGAGCAGGAGCAGGAGUAGGAUUUGCAUUGUUCCCGCAAUUCUGCAAGGGUGGCGGCUCUGGCUUCUGUGGCGCCGGAAAGUUUGAAUUGAUUGCAGACUCCUAUACCGAAAGGACAGGAAGUACUCCGUGCAUCUUGAACAAGCGAUCUUUGUGCUGCGCAACGGAUCCGGAGCUGGAACUCUGUUCUUGGACAGCUUGUGGUGACUCCUGUCUAGAGACACAGUAUAAGAACCCCAACACUUCUGUGUAUGGCGGAUCAAAUCUCAAUCAAGAUUCUGAACUCUGCGCCGAUGGCGCGAAUCCAGCCGGCCCCUCUUCAUUCUGCUGUCCCAGUAAAGAUACGUAUACUGGCUGUGCCUGGUAUGGUGACGACUACUGCACGAAAAGCUGUCCGAGCGACAAGAUUCUCAUUACACAAAGAUCGGAAAUUGAGGACCUCCAAAUUGAGCAAGGUUUGCCAGGUGGCUACGAUGAAUGUGUCACUGGAUACCUGAAAUACUGCUGCGAUCCUCCUACAGCGACAACAGACUGGCCUGUCAGUCCGACAGAUUUGUUUGAGUACCCUGAUACAACACACGUGAGCUACGAGUAUGUCAAAGAGGAUUCAUCAUAUGACGACUAUGAUAGAGAAGAAGAUGGCCCAUUCGCCUUCGUGAUGAUUGACGGAGAUACAGCCGCUUACAGCGAGUCACUGGUGGACCAGUGGGGCUUCCUCGAUGAUGACUUGAACCUAUCAAAGAGAAAAAUAAAGAAGCGCGACAUGUUCACUAAACAAAACGACACAUUUGAUAAUGUUGUUGAGACAUACACUAUUAAGUGUCUUAAUCUUGCCGGCUGUGAGGGUUUGUUUGAGAAAGGGGCUUCAAAUACCAUUGUCAAGCUGCCCGACUCCAUAGGUGCAGGACCUUAUGCCAGGAUUAUAAGUCUGGAGCCUAUCGGAUCGACGAAGAGGUCAAGCAAUAUAGUGCCACGAUCAGUAGGCGAUACCUACAACUUGGUCGUGGAUUAUGAUCUCGCAGGUGCCGCUGUGGAACAGAAGGGCGAUGUUAACUUCAGAAUCGAUUACUCCAAUCUCGUGGACUACUGGGCCGACGUCACAGACACUCCUGCGAAGAACAGAAAACGAUGGUUUGGAGCCUUCAAGGCCUGGUUGGCCAAAGUCACGACCAUGGUCAAAUCGGAUACGGGAUUCCUUCCCUUAGAGUACGAAGAGAACAUCAAACUUUUCCAUUUCGCCAAAACCUGCCCAAAGACCAAUCUCAAAACGACCCUCGAUUUGGACGCCAAUAUACAUAUGGGAUUGUAUGCCCAAUACGCCUACUACUUUGAGGGCUCAAUUUUGCCGACGCCAACUUUGAUUGCAUCUUACGGUUACUUUUCAGUGUCACCCGCCGCCGCCAUCUUGAUGACUCUUAGAGGCGAAGCCAUCAUCCAAACGAACUCAGAUGUUGUCAACAUCUUAAGUGGAAUUACCCUCCCAGGACUUUCUAUCAAAGGACUCAUCAGCAUUGGUCCAGAGUUUGAUUUGACAGGUUCUAUGGAUGCUUCAUUGCAGGUUUCUGGCGAACUUAACGCUGGUGUUUCUGUCGCAUGGCCCAAGGCCGAAGUAUUUUUCCCCCAAGACAGUGAUGGAACUGGGGCAACUAUACCCCCAGGGACUUUGGACGAUCCAAAUGAUCCUGACAAGCAGCAGACUUUUUCAGUAGUACCCACCUUUGACGCAAGCAUCACGGCUGUUGGAAAUCUUGCACUGACUCUUACCCCUCAAGUCAAAUUCGGAAUAUCUGUCUUAGGCGACGCUCUCAUGAGCGGAUAUGUCACAGCAGGCGUAGCUAAUACCAUUACAUUAGGACUCUCUGCUGGUGCCAGUGUUAGCUCAACCACUGGAGCUACUGCUGAGUUUUGUUAUUGGGCAGACUAUGUCUAUUCUGUCUUCCUCUCUUCUGAUGUCUCAUUCGCCAAUGGACUUGCUUACUGGGGUAACUCUAUAGAGUUGGCAUCGCCUGAAGAUCCCCUGGUUCUCAUUGACAAGACAUGCGUUGACUACUCCUCAACCCCAGCAGACAAGCGAAAGCGAGAUGAUGCAAACCUUGUCCCUCUCACUACAGGAACGCCAUGCUUUGGGGGUUUGAUAUCGUGCGAGGACACCGUUGACAACACAACUUGUGCAGUUGGAGGUCCUUCUUCCAAGCGAGACACGUCAACUUGUUACCUGCCUCCAGCACUUUUCUAUAACUGCGCCUUCUUUCAACCUGGGCGUGUUGUCAACGACAAUGAGAAUACUCGAGCUGGUGGUGCAUACGAGACAUUCAUUAGUAUUUGCCAAAAUGUUCGAGGAUAUCUCCAGGACAACAAUAACGGUCAGACAAUUGGAUCCAACUGGAUGCAGCUGACUUAUCUUCCCGGCGGAGGGACCAAUCGAAACGACGCCUGUAAGGAUGUGUCUUCGGUCUGUGCCUUCACAAAGUCGUAUCUGUGGCCGACAGCUGUUUUUGAGGCAGCGUUGACAGCCAAAAAGGAUGACAAGGCCUACAUGAACAUGGCAGGGUACUCUGAUUCAAUUUCUUGCGAUGAAUUUCCCUUCAAUGCUUCCGAAGAAGGUGGUUCUGGGGCGAACGCAGCAUGUGUUACAAAUGACCAGCAAUUUUACCAGGGCCAGAUCAAUAAUCUUGUUUCUAACGUCUAUGAUCUUGAGGAGGAUAGCUUAUGGUCACCUCGUGCUCCUAAACCAAAGUGGAACGGUGGCAAAAGACUCUACACCAUAAAUCUGUUCGAUGCAUCUACCAAUGGAAACGAUCUCUCUUCACCUUACGCUGGUACAUGGAAAUCGUCUGCAAAUACUCCAAGCGGCGGUCUUACUCAGGUUGUGGGAGGUAUCAAUCUACAAGGCAAUCCGCAAUAUCAAUUAGGCGUUAACGGAGACGUGCAAAACGGUAUUUGUAUGACGAUGCCACGAACGAUGACCCUUGCUGCUACUCAGAAGUUUUACAAAUUGAAGGUACAGAAAUGCUUUAUCACCUUUGAAACGCCUGAGGAUUUAACAAGGAGGGGCUUGGAUCCUCAAGAUCCACAGAACUGGCAGAUCAAAUCUGUCCAACUUGAAGAUGAUGACGAAGAGCUAAUAAAGACGGAAAAUGAUGGCUUUGAGAUGGAUAUCAUAGAAGAGAUUACUAAGGAGAUUGAGGUCUUAGAUAUUGCGAAAAAGUAUCCAGCCGAAGCAGUGAUUACACCAAGCCCGAGAUUGGGACCAGGUCAUGUACAUGGACGUAGACAUUAUUAGGCUGAUAAGUAAUUUUGGGGAACGAAUUUUCUGAAUUAAGUAG